AUGUCACAAUCUCUACGUCCUUAUUUAUCAGCAGUGAGAACCUCAUUGACAGCAGCAUUAUGUUUAGAAGAUUUUGCUUCACAAACCGUGGAAAGACAUAAUAGACCAGAAAUUGAAGCUGGUAAAUCAUUAGAAGUGUUAUUAAACCCAAUGGUUAUUGCAAGAAAUGAAAAUGAACAAAUAUUAAUUGAACCAUCUAUAAAUUCCGUUAGAAUUUCUAUAAAGAUAAAACAAGCUGAUGAAAUUGAACAAAUAUUGGUGCAUAAAUUUUCAAGAUUUUUAACACAAAGAGCUGAACAUUUCUUUAUUUUAAGAAGAGUUCCAAUUCAGGGUUAUGAUAUAUCAUUUUUAAUUACUAAUUUCCAUACUGAAAAGAUGUUGAAGCAUAAAUUAGUUGAUUUCAUUAUUGAAUUUAUGGAAGAUGUUGAUAAAGAAAUUAGUGAAAUGAAAUUAUUUUUGAAUGCUAGAGCUAGAUUUGUUGCUGAAGCAUAUCUAACACCAUUUGAUUAA
Messenger RNA from Hansenula anomala, 510 nucleotides. RefSeq names its product Arc19p (gene ARC19). The transcript is spliced from 2 exons. Gene Ontology annotation, biological process: Arp2/3 complex-mediated actin nucleation; actin filament polymerization. Gene Ontology annotation, cellular component: Arp2/3 protein complex; actin cytoskeleton. The record is from RefSeq and is a predicted model, not a curated record. Gene Ontology annotation, molecular function: actin filament binding. Lineage: Eukaryota; Fungi; Ascomycota; Saccharomycetes; Phaffomycetales; Wickerhamomycetaceae. The coding region runs from base 1 to 510 and encodes 169 amino acids.